AUGUCCAGUCAGUCUUUUGAGCUCCUCACUCGUGUAGAGACCGGCAGCUACUCCGACGUACCCCUCCGAAGAACGCGGACUUCUCAAUCAGCCCCUUGUCAGGUCGCUCAGACUGUAGACUCUUCAUCAAGUUCGAGUCAUUUCACAACCUCUGAACGCUCGUCUCGAGACGAUUAUGGGCCUCCAAACUCCCUAGACACAUUUCACGAAAGCAGCCCGCUUCGACCUUCAGGGAUUCAAGUCAGGCUCGGUGACCAGACCUUCUUCAGAUUCAAAUCAAAGCCCGACAAGUCAACAGAUGAUCGACUCAACGAUUUCAUUCAUCGGGUAGAGCCACUGUUGCACGCCCGUCUGAAGAAGACUGGCGGCAGAAUCGAGCCGACGGCAUUUCAUACAAUGAACCUCGGGACUACGGAAGAGAACGCCUAUCAGCACGUCAUUGUGCUUUGCCCUUAUGAUCUGCGAGAGAUUGUCAAAAAGUUCUUUGAAAAGGACCGCGUGAUCAGAGAGCUACGCGAAAGUUUCGAUCAAGGGCAGCCAAUCAGUAUCAUCGUCGACGGUCGAAGAUCACGCCUCGUAGAAGACAGCUAA
Colletotrichum lupini is the source of this 591-nucleotide messenger RNA. RefSeq lists its product as uncharacterized. The coding region runs from base 1 to 591 and encodes 196 amino acids. The record is from RefSeq and is a predicted model, not a curated record. The transcript has a single exon. Lineage: Eukaryota; Fungi; Ascomycota; Sordariomycetes; Glomerellales; Glomerellaceae.